AUGUCACGCCCACCUUGUCAUGGGAAGAGCAACGACGGGGCGGGAAGAGCAACGGCGGCCGCCCUUCCCCUUCAUAGACAGGUGGUGCUGGCGCUGGAUGCCCCUGGAGCUCAGAUCUCCCCCUACUCCACAAGCAACCCGCUGCGGAGGAGCAAUGACGACGUUGCGCAAGUAGCGGCGGCGACGGCCGAUUCCAUCAGUGAACCGGAAAUUGAGGAGCAUGAACAGAAGGUAAACAGAUACCAAGCUGAACUUGCAGCCCGCAUUAAGGCCAAAUACUUCUCUAAUAAGGCUUCAGACGGAGGAAAAAUCUUUGAAGAAGAAACUAUUGUUGAAGGCGAAACCAUCCAUUCAAGCAGGUGGCCAUGCACAAGUUCGUAUGCGAACCCGGUAAAUUUUCUCCGAGAGAAGAACAACCAUGAGAGGAGGGAUUCUCCAUCUUCAGCAGCAGAUUCCUCUGCCAAGAACGAUUCUCCAUCUGUGGUAGCUGAAGCCUCGCCAAAGAAUAAUGCAGGUGUUCCGGCAACAGAAAACAAUCUAACACCUGCCAAGAGACAGGCAUCCAAGGAGACCUGA
This is a messenger RNA of Triticum turgidum subsp. durum (durum wheat), 576 nucleotides long. The record is from the annotation of a GenBank genome assembly. Lineage: Eukaryota; Viridiplantae; Streptophyta; Magnoliopsida; Poales; Poaceae.